Molecule: messenger RNA, 846 nt
Organism: Aureobasidium musti
Lineage: Eukaryota; Fungi; Ascomycota; Dothideomycetes; Dothideales; Saccotheciaceae
Source: the annotation of a GenBank genome assembly
AUGCCGGCUUCCAUAAACUACCUCGUGACCGGUGCUGGCAGGGGCAUCGGUAGAGGACUGGUACGGAAUCUCCUCACACGACCUGGAAAUCGGGUCUUCCUCUUAGACAACAACGAAAGUGAGCUGCAGAAUACUCUUUCGCUCGCAUCAACAUGGACGCAGUCACUGGAUACCAACAGGAGUUCUUACAAGGGAAAAGUCGUUGACUUGAGCAACCGCGAUGAGAUCAAAACUGUCGUCCGCGAGGUGAAUGAGUUCUUUGGCGGCAGUCUGCAUGCACUUAUCAACAAUGCUUUUGCUACUCCACACACAUGGAGAGAUGACAAGGGAAUGGAAGACGAUCUCGAUUCAGACGAAAUCAUGGAUCAAUGGGAUCUGAAAAUCGCUGUUGGGUUGACUGCACCAUUCCUUCUCUCGAGGCUUUGCGUACCCAUGCUCAAACGCAAGGACGAAAGCUCAAGUGCCGGGUGCAUCAUCAACAUCUCCUCUACUCGGGCCAAACAGGCCGAGGACAAUCACGAAGCCUAUAGCGCCGCCAAAGGAGGGAUUUUAGGCCUCAAUCAGAGCAUGGCAAUCAGUCUAGGACAUAGACACAAUAUCCGCGUCAACGCCAUCAUCCCUGGAUGGAUCAAUGUCGAAAAUGAGAAUAAAGCAGCGGAUGAGGUAUCGACUAAGUGGGAAGAUGGUAUGACAGAGCAAGACCACUCAUGGCACCCUGCGGGUCGGGUUGGGAGGGUUGAGGAUAUCUACAAAGCAGUCAAAUUCCUGGUCGAGUCCGACUUCGUCACUGGAGAAGAAAUUGUGGUAGACGGAGGCGUAACGCGGAAGAUGUACUAUCCCGAAUGA